AUGUUUCUAUGGAAAAAAGCUGUGAAAGUCUUGAGAGUAGGCUCUUUCAGAGGUUCUAACAAGUCAGUAAUGGAGGAUAAAUACGCAGAUUGGAGCAAGGAACAACUGAUUGAGAGACUUCUGGAGCUGGAAACCAGCGAGCCUGCAGGUGGACAGAAGCCAUCACCGUCUGCUUCUACUUUACCAAACAAGGUAAAACCGCCUAAAAAAGCCAAAGCAUCGAGAAAGUUUGACUUUUCUAAAUAUGAUAGAAGGUUCAUCGCAUUGAAGUUUGCAUAUCUUGGUUGGAACUAUAAUGGCCUAGCAAUUCAAAAAGAACCUACCCCGCAGCCGACAAUUGAAGGAGUCAUAAUCGAAGCAUUGAAUAAAUGUAAAUUGGUGCCUUCAACCGAGCCGCAGACUUUUCAUUUUAGUAGAUGUGGAAGAACUGAUAAAGGUGUCAGCGCUAUGAAUCAGGUAAUCUCUUUAUAUGUCAGGUCGAAUCUGAAUCCGGAAGAACAGCUAGACCCCCAAAAUGAUCCCAGAGAGAUUCCAUACGUUAACAUACUAAACCAAUUACUGCCGGAUGACAUUCGCAUCUCGGCUGUCUGUUUGAGACCUCCCAAAGGGUUCGAUGCGAGAUUUAGCUGCCAGUACCGCCAUUACCGGUAUUUGUUCCACAAAGAGGGCUUGGAUAUUCAGAGAAUGGGUGAGGCUGCUUCUUUAUUUCUUGGAGAACAUGAUUUCCGCAAUUUUUGCAAAUUAGAUGGCUCGAAACAGAUUACAAACUACAGGAGGACUAUCAUGAGUGCCAAAAUCCUUCCGAUCUCAGAUGAUUUCUACUGUUUUGACCUAAUUGGCUCAGCUUUCUUGUGGCAUCAGGUUCGCUGCAUGAUGGCAAAUCUAUUUCUGGUGGGGCAAAAUUUAGAAGAAGUUUCGUUGAUUUCUGAUAUGCUGGAUGUGGAGAAAACGCCUCGUAAGCCAAUAUAUGAUAUGGCUAGUGAAGUUCCAUUAAUUCUAUAUGACUGUAAGUUUCCAAAUAUGGAGUGGAUAGAGACUAACCUGGAUGAUUAUAAGGCAAUCAAGUACGGAAAAGCCAUCGGCGCUUUGACACUGGGCUAUCAGCUGAAGGCAGAGAUUGCUCAAAUAUUCAAGGAAGUCCUGCCCUCAUCAAGUGCUAACCUAGCUGGCAAAACCACAAUAAACUUGGGUAACGGAAAAGGCAAAGUUAUCACGAAGUAUGAAAAGAUGUCUCGAAGAAACGUGAUGGAAGCACCUGAAACAGUGAAUGAGAAAUUCAAGCAACGUAAAAGAUUCAAGAAUGAAGCUAAGAGAACAGAUGCUGUAAGCAGCUCAUGA
This is a messenger RNA of Torulaspora globosa, 1338 nucleotides long. RefSeq names its product pseudouridine synthase DEG1 (gene DEG1). Gene Ontology annotation, molecular function: pseudouridine synthase activity; RNA binding. NCBI's taxonomy places the organism in Eukaryota, Fungi, Ascomycota, Saccharomycetes, Saccharomycetales, Saccharomycetaceae. The transcript has a single exon. Gene Ontology annotation, cellular component: cytoplasm; nucleus. Bases 1 to 1338 code for a protein of 445 amino acids. Gene Ontology annotation, biological process: mRNA pseudouridine synthesis; tRNA pseudouridine synthesis. The record is from RefSeq and is a predicted model, not a curated record.